This is a messenger RNA of Mytilinidion resinicola, 1551 nucleotides long. RefSeq lists its product as uncharacterized. The coding region runs from base 37 to 1143 and encodes 368 amino acids. The transcript has 5 exons. NCBI's taxonomy places the organism in Eukaryota, Fungi, Ascomycota, Dothideomycetes, Mytilinidiales, Mytilinidiaceae. Gene Ontology annotation, molecular function: structural constituent of ribosome; RNA binding. Gene Ontology annotation, biological process: translation. The record is from RefSeq and is a predicted model, not a curated record. Gene Ontology annotation, cellular component: cytosolic large ribosomal subunit; ribosome.
GCUCCAUCCACGACGAGCAACCACCGCACCGCCAACAUGUCGAGACCAUCCGUCACCGUCAUUGGCGCCGAUGGCGCCCCCAGCAAGGACACGAUUGCGCUGCCCGAGGUCUUCAAGGCCCCGAUCCGCCCGGACAUCGUCCACCAGGUCCACACGGGAAUGGCCAAGAACAAGCGACAGCCGUAUGCUGUUUCACCCAAGGCCGGCCACCAGACCAGCGCUGAAUCGUGGGGAACUGGCCGUGCUGUUGCCCGUAUUCCCCGUGUUAGCGGUGGAGGAACUCACCGCGCCGGUCAAGCCGCCUUUGGCAACAUGUGUCGCUCCGGACGCAUGUUCGCACCCACCAAGACCUGGCGCAAGUGGCACCAGAAGAUCAAUCUGGGACAGAAGCGAUUCGCUACGGCAUCUGCCCUCGCCGCGUCUUCGUCUGCCGCUCUCCUCCUGGCACGUGGACACAACAUCAGCCAAGUUCCCGAAGUCCCCCUCGUCAUCGCUAGCAGUGGAUUUGCUCCUACCAAGACUUCCGCUGCCGUUGCUCUGUUGAAGGCAGUUGGUGCUGGACCGGAUGUCGAGAAGGUCAAGAAGUCCCGCAAACUCAGGGCUGGUAAGGGAAAGCUACGUGGACGCCGCCACCAGCAGCGACGCGGCCCUCUUAUUGUGUACUCCCCAGAGGACGGCCCGGAGUUGGCUCGCUCAUUCCGCAACAUCCCUGGUGUUGAGACAUCGUCCGUCCACGCCCUCAACCUACUCCAGCUGGCACCUGGCGGACAUCUCGGCCGCUUCGUCAUCUGGACCUCCUCAGCUUUCUCCGCCCUCGACACCAUCUACGGCUCAACUACCGAAGCGUCGGCUCUGAAGAAGGACUUCCUCCUUCCAUCGGCGGUGAUGAAGAACCCCGACCUCAGCAAGAUCAUCAACUCGUCGGAAAUCCAGAGCGUGCUACGUCCUGUUCGUGGCGGCAAGAUUACCAAGCGCCCGAACGGACAGAAGAAGAACCCGCUCGUGAACAAGCAGAUCCAAUACCGUCUCAACCCGUACGCAGCAGCGUACUCCAAGGAGAAGCUUGGCCAGUUCAAGAAGGAGGAUACGAGCAAGCCGAAGCGCGUCAACGAGACUUACCACGGUCUUUUGCACGAGAACUAGGGGGUUGUUGGUGUCUGUUCGGAUUCGAGGUUCUUUGGGCUGGGACGGAUCAAUCGAUCCUUAGGUGUUUGUUCUAUGCAGUUCCCUAUCCAAGUAGGACUGUUUCAAGCUACCUAAAAGAAAUGAAUGCACUCUGUGCUGGACCAUUCUACACAUACAAUCAAUGCUGAUCGUGACUUGGAAACAUUGCUAGGAAUUUAAUUCUUAGGAUACUUUAUUUCUGUAUUAAUCCUACGGGUGUCCAAAUAUCUAACCGUGAUGCAUUUACAAGACGGGAACACAAACUUUCAAUCUGAUUAGUCGUAUAGUUCGCUAGGUCAAUCCUCAAGAUGCCUCGGACGGGUUCAGAAAAGAGUAUCCUUAUACAUGUUCCCUCCGACUCUAUGCCAUGUACUAUACAAUAUAAGC